This is a messenger RNA of Schizosaccharomyces japonicus yFS275, 1979 nucleotides long. RefSeq names its product RNA polymerase I upstream activation factor complex subunit Rrn7. Gene Ontology annotation, molecular function: RNA polymerase I general transcription initiation factor activity; RNA polymerase I core promoter sequence-specific DNA binding; RNA polymerase II core promoter sequence-specific DNA binding. The record is from RefSeq and is a predicted model, not a curated record. Gene Ontology annotation, biological process: transcription initiation at RNA polymerase II promoter; transcription initiation at RNA polymerase I promoter; transcription by RNA polymerase I. The transcript has 2 exons. Gene Ontology annotation, cellular component: RNA polymerase I transcription regulator complex; nucleolus; RNA polymerase I core factor complex. NCBI's taxonomy places the organism in Eukaryota, Fungi, Ascomycota, Schizosaccharomycetes, Schizosaccharomycetales, Schizosaccharomycetaceae. Bases 278 to 1876 code for a protein of 532 amino acids.
CUGUCGUCUCCCAACGACAAGAAUUCUUUGAUUUGUGAUUCAGUGGAAUUGAUCGUGAAUCUGCAAUGAUUUCAUUUCAAUUUUGAGGGUUCUGUACAGAUCAUUCAAAAAGAUUUGGAUUUUGCUGAUUUUUGCUCAUUUUACGCGUUUUUUUAUUAAAUUUACUCAGUUUACUAUAUUUCACACAUAAAAACCAUUAUUCUGUCGUUAUCAAAGGACUUUUGGUGUUUCGUAUCAGUUUUUUGAGAAUAUCCGAACAUAUUUAGCCGUUUCAAUUAUGAACGGCGCAAAUAGUCCUUGGUUCAAAGGAAAACCAUGCCAAGUAAACAACUGCAAGAGCGUUUGGUACUUCACUAAUUCUGGUCAAACAUUCUGUCGUAGAGGACAUGCACAAGAGGGUUUAAUUGAAAUUGCUGAAGAUGACGAGCCGGGCUCUUUAGCUGCACCCACCAGACGUAGAAAGGCUGUCGCAAACAAUUUGGAAAGCGCCCCAACGUCUUUUGUACUUUACGGUACAGAGGGAAAAGUUUUGUUUUUGAAGGUAAUGCAACACAUUCUUCAACUUCAAACACAUGCGUUGGUAAACGAACUUGGAGUAGAUCAGCGUUGUGAAGCAGUCAUACGUUCUUUGUGGGCAGUAAUUGUUUCUAAUGUAUUCAAAAGCUCUGCCUUUCAUCAAAACCUGGCCGAGGCUAUUAACGAGACUGUACAGCAACAACCCAAUAGUGAAGAGGACUCUGACUUGGAAGACUUUGAGCACCUACCCUCUUCUGAACAACAAGACGAAGUUAAGGUUGACAAGGAAAUGGAAUGGCCAAAACUGAUUCAUAGCUUGGCUCUAAUACAGAUUGGAUGUUUAUUACUUCGACUUCCUGUCACCACCUCUGAUAUUCAGUAUUGGACAUCGACAAACAAAAUCCCAUAUAUGCAAGCAUAUAAUCUUUUACCAAAUACUCUACGGAUACGGCUUCAUGUCGGCUAUGUCCGACAAAUUACUCCAAAAGUGCAACCUUCAACAGAACGUAUUCAUGAAUCUGUGGGGUUAAUGAUACGGUUCUUCUCUGAGAAGAUUUCUCUUUUAAUUCCUUCCUUGAAUACUCCACUCAUUCUACAAUCUUACCUGAAACGCCUUGUCCUUCCACCCGAACUCCUAUUACCGACCCUUCGGCUUCGAAAUGUUUUUCACUUGGACCUGAGUUAUCACCAAUAUACAAACUCGGAAACUGGUUAUAAACGCUUACAUCCUCACAAAUCACCCGAAGUUUUGCUAAUGGCUUGUUUAAUCAUCAUUCUAAAUAUGUGCUACGGCUUAUCCUAUUCCCAAGGAAAACCGAAUUCCAAUAUGGAUGCUUCUAUAGUUUUGCCGAAUUGGGAUCGGUGGUUGCGCAGCCAUCAAACCAAAAAGACUCCAGCCUUAGAGGAAUCUUCGGAUUUCGUCGAAAGAGACAUACUCAAAAUGGAUGCAAAGGAUCUCGAUAAUUAUCUGGAUUGGUUCGAAAACACGUGGGUUGUAGAUGAAAACCCAAAUAAUAUACCAUCUGGUUUAUUACAGUUGUUUCCUUUGCAGUCAAAGGACACCGAUACACACAUGCAAAAUAGCGAAGCAGAAAGUGUAGCUCACUCAGAUGAUUUGUAUCAGCUGCAAGAAAAACAAAGUGCUUUUAACACUUGCCAGACUUUCAAAAGCAGAGGAAAGGACAAUAGUACUGCUGCUGGUCAGCUUUACGUACCAUUAACAGCAAGUAAAAAAAUGCACUUAGAUACCGCUAAUGGAAUAUUCUCUGCAGCAGCUAAUGUCCUCAGAAUUGAAUCACAUCAGGUGUAUUUGGCAGUUCGUUCUCUGGAGAAAAAGCUGAAAGAUUUUGCUGACUUGUAAGAUCAUUGGUAUAUUAUGAUUCUGUGUUUUGUUCAUAUAGUAAUUCCCAUAACCGAUUAGAGUAGAAAAAUGGAUCAUUCUUUUGUGUAAUCUGGACAACACU